AUGAGUACUACUACUUGCUACUCUGCGCCAGCCAUCCCCGGCGCCGGUGAUGAAGUGGUUACUGCAGUGGCAUCCGAAGCCGAAGAAGCAGCAGCAUCAGAUGGCCAGUCGAGGAAGAACCUGAGCCUGUACGCCAACCUAUCUGCAGCUGAGAUCAUCGACUCCCUGCCCAUGGAGACGCGGUUCCCGGUGCCCCAUCGCCAGUACGGGGGCUUCUGGAAAGCCGAGUUCUUGCUCAAGGGCAUGGUGUUAGAAUCCAGUGAUGCUACCACAGAAUUGAGUGGCGACUGCAAAGCAAAAUCGGACCCAUGA
Messenger RNA from Miscanthus lutarioriparius, 312 nucleotides. The record is from the annotation of a GenBank genome assembly. Lineage: Eukaryota; Viridiplantae; Streptophyta; Magnoliopsida; Poales; Poaceae.